Molecule: messenger RNA, 1497 nt
Organism: Macroventuria anomochaeta
Lineage: Eukaryota; Fungi; Ascomycota; Dothideomycetes; Pleosporales; Didymellaceae
Exons: 2
Coding region: 1-1497 (498 amino acids)
Biological process (GO): autophagy of mitochondrion; piecemeal microautophagy of the nucleus; autophagosome assembly
Cellular component (GO): phagophore assembly site; Atg1/ULK1 kinase complex
Molecular function (GO): molecular adaptor activity; protein kinase activator activity
Source: RefSeq, a predicted model, not a curated record
AUGGCGUCGCCCCGGUCGCCUGCAGCUUCAGCCAGCAGCGCCGGCUCGAGACACUCUUUUGAACAGGAUCGCGAUCGUCCGCAAACACUCGAGGACCUUGUAAACCACUUCGUUGCUGCGAAGCGUUCCCUAAACUCUCAGACCGUGCUAUGGCGCGCCAACGAGAUUGUGACUACAGCACGAGAGCUGCUUGAGGAGAACGCAAUACUAGCAGCAAAGAAUGCCUCGAUACGGAACAUCGUAGAUCAGCAGGUAGACACAUUGGAGGCCGUCCGUCGUGGUGUAGACGUAGUAGAGGCUGAGGUCCAGGCUGAAUUCAAGCAAUUACUGCACGAUGUCGAUACCUCCUUCUCAGGUCUCAACUCGAUGCUCGCUGUACUGCGCGAGACCCCCAUCGAGGCUGCCCUUCAGCCACCUGGUACACCGCAGAAGCACCUCUACGACUUCAUCGACAGCACCACCGUCUCCAAUCUCGAAGGCACCUUGCGCGCCUGCAUAGAUCGAUACAACGAAGCUCUAGCCACGCUCGGUGACAGUAACGAUGCGUUCGAUACCUCCCUUGAUAAUCUCCACUCCUCGAUCGAGAACGUACCGAUGACCCCUGCUACCACCUCGAACCCAAGCCCAAUACCAAGCCUAUACCACGAUCUCGAAGGGCACGCAAAGGAGGCCGCACAAGCAUUUCAGGGACUAGUGCAACACUACGAUCUAUGCGUCACAGCGCUGCGACAUACGGAGGGAGGGUCAGCUGCUGCGACGCAGGCCACAGGCGACGCACCGUCUCAAUCUGGAGAUGAGUUCGCAGCUCCACCGGAGCCUAUGAGUGAAGGCGAGCGCCAAGAAAUGUUGACCGUGCUACAAAAGGACGCACACGAGGUCGAAGAGGUCGUUUCAGAGAUACGAGAGCGUGGAUCAGAGAUAACUUUCCUCUUGAACCAGAUCGAGAACCAUAUCAAUCACCUCCGCAACGAAGCGUCAGCGCUCUCGAGCAUUUUGCAAAUGAUAGCACAAAUCACAGCUGAAGUCAGGUCACACAUCUUGACCUCACGCUCAUUCCAUGUGUCGUGGCUCGACGAUACGCGACCGACACUUUUAAACGGCAUCGAAGAGUGGGAGAACCAGCGGGAGUUCUACGAGCGUUUUGAUCUUGCGUAUGCAGAGCUUUUGGUUGAAGUAUCUUCACGCCGAAGGAGGCAUGAGAAAGCGAAACGAAAGGCCGAAGAAGCGCAAAAAGAAUUGGACAAAUUGUUCACUGAGGACGAACGCGCAAGAGAGCAGUUCGCGCUUGCUCAGGGUGAUUUUCUACCUCUGGACAUAUGGCCUGAACUGAGAGACGCGCCGAGGCAGUACGAGGUCAAAGCUGUCGCUACAGACGUCCAGGGCGAUGAGCAGGUGGGUGAGCAGGAAGGAGCCAAAGGCCACAUCGUGCAAAGCAUACCGCAACUCGGGAGGAACGUGGUUGAACGAGCAUUGACGCGAGUCAAGAGGAGGAUGUGA